Messenger RNA from Nomascus leucogenys (northern white-cheeked gibbon), 2201 nucleotides. The record is from RefSeq and is a predicted model, not a curated record. Lineage: Eukaryota; Metazoa; Chordata; Mammalia; Primates; Hylobatidae.
UAACAGGGGGCGGAGGGCUCCGAAGUCUGGUUUUGGGCGGGAAUUGAAACCGCCGCUGAAGCCAACAAGAAUUUGAGAACUGUAAAUAGCAAGCCUUGAAAGGGACCAUGGUGCGGCCUGUGAGACAUAAGAAACCAGUCAAUUACUCACAGUUUGACCACUCUGACAGUGAUGAUGAUUUUGUUUCUGCAACUGUACCUUUAAACAAGAAAUCCAGAACAGCACUAAAGGAGUUAAAACAAGAUAAACCAAAAGCUAACUUGAACAAUCUCCAGAAAGAAGAAAUCCCAGUACAAGAGAAAGCCCCUAAAAAAAGACUCCCUGAAGGUACUUUUAGUAUUCCAGCUAGUGCAGUGCCUUGUACAAAGAUGGCUUUAGAUGACAAGCUCUACCAGAGAGACUUAGAAGUUGCACUAGCUUUAUCAGUGAAGGAACUUCCAGCAGUCACCACUAAUGUGCAGAAGUCUCAAGAUAAAAGCAUUGAAAAACAUGGCAAUAGUAAAAUAGAAACAAUGAAUAAGUCUCCUCAUAUCUCUAAUUGCAGUGUAGCUAGUGAUUAUUUAGAUUUGGAUAAGAUUACUGUGGAAGACGAUGUUGGUGGUGUUCAAGGGAAAAGAAAAGCAGCAUCUAAAGCUGCAGUACAGCAGAGGAAGAUUCUUCUGGAAGGCAGUGAUGGUGACAGUGCUAAUGACACUGAACCAGACUUUGCACCUGGUGAAGAUUCUGAGGAUGAUUCUGAUUUUUGUGAGAGUGAGGAUAAUGACGAAGACUUCUCUAUGAGAAAAAGUAAAGUUAAAGAAAUUAAAAAGAAAGAAGUGAAGGUAAAAUCCCCAGUAGAAAAGAAAGAGAAGAAAUCUAAAUCCAAAUGUAAUGCUUUGGUGACUUCGGUGGACUCUGCUCCAGCUGCCAUCAAAUCAGAAUCUCAGUCCUCGCCAAAAAAGGUUUCUCUUUCUUCAGAUGCCACUAGGAAACCAUUACAAAUAAGCAGUCCUUCAGCUGAAAGCAAGAAACCUAGAUGGGUCCCACCAGCAGCAUCUGGAGGUAGCAGAAGUGGCAGCAGCCCACUGGCAGCAGUGCCUGUGAAGUCUCCCAGUCAGAGUCUCCGCCUUGGCUUGUCCAGAUUAGCACGAAUUAAACCUUUGCAUCCAAAUGCCACUAGCAGCUGAGUGUGGUACCAGAGGAAUGUUUGCUUGAGAGAAUCACAGCUUUACAAGCAUGUUUAUAUUUGAUUUGUGUUUAUAUUUGAGGCAGGUAUUGUAAUACAAAGGAAUCCAUUACCAUGUCCUAUAAAUGACCUCUAGCCAUUUUAUGAUUAUGUUCUCUGUAAAACUCUUCAAGACUUCAAUGAGAAGUUUGUUUAUAAGAAUUACCUUCUCAUACUUUUCCUUGUGAAGAGUGUAUUCUGUUUUUCUAUCAGUUCGACAUGAAGUCCACAUCACAUGCUGUUCUUUUCUUGUUACAUGAUGUGCCUUUCUAGCUUUGUCUAGUUUAUAGCACCUUAGGGGCAGAGGGAAACAUUCUUAUUUCUUUCAGAAGACAUUUCUCAAAUCUUAUAAGCUACUUAAGCUACAUUGUCAGUUUUAUCGCAAAGAUGUUUUGUAUUUUAGCCAUAUCUUUUUAUAGUACAAACUCGGAAUUAUUUUACACACUAAAAUGGUUGCAGUUUUAUGGCAUGUGUCUCCUAUUUAGAUGGUUAUUCUCUAGAAAAUAGAAUUUAAAGACAUUUUAUGAAAUCUUCAUUGUCAAAACCUUUAAUAAAAGUGGAAAUAUUUUGAAAUGCCCUUUUUCUUGAUACUACUCAUCCACGUGUUCCUGAUUGUCCACAUUUCAUGAUAAAAUGAGAGCUCUGCAGAGAAUGUUAGCCUUUUUGUUGUAAAUAUAAUCUUCAAGUAGUCACUUUUUGUUAAGUUCUUUAGAAAGUAGUUGUCAAGUACUUAGUCAUCCCUGUUAUGAUAUUAGAUAAUACAGCUUUUCAGGAAGCUUAGAUCUGGAUUUGCUUUGAAAAACAAUUGUAAUGAAUAUUUUAUAUUUACGCUGAGAAUUUCAACUAGCUUCUCAUCAAUUUUUAAUAACAUUUUCAAAUCAUGUUAACUGUUAUAAAAUGUAUAAUACUUAACUCAGUUUUUCUUGGUUUAUGGAAAUAUCUAUGUUAAUGUGAAAAUAAUUAAUUUAGAAUUGUGAUUAAAGUGAGCAUUUGCCUA